ACGUUGACUAUGGAAACAGAGGCUAUUGAUGGCUAUAUAACGUGUGACAAUGAGCUUUCACCUGAAAGGGAGCACUCCAAUAUGGCAAUUGACCUCACCUCAAGCACACCCAAUGGACAGCAUGCCUCACCAAGUCACAUGACAAGCACAAAUUCAGUAAAGCUAGAAAUGCAGAGUGAUGAAGAGUGUGACAGGAAACCCCUGAGCCGCGAAGAUGAGAUCAGGGGCCAUGAUGAGGGUAGCAGCCUAGAAGAACCCCUAAUUGAAAGCAGCGAGGUGGCAGACAACAGGAAAGUCCAGGAGCUUCAAGGCGAGGGAGGAAUCCGGCUUCCGAAUGGUAAACUGAAAUGUGACGUCUGUGGCAUGGUUUGCAUUGGGCCCAAUGUGCUUAUGGUACAUAAAAGGAGUCACACUGGUGAACGUCCCUUUCAUUGUAACCAGUGUGGAGCUUCUUUUACUCAGAAGGGCAACCUUCUGAGACACAUAAAGUUACACUCUGGAGAGAAGCCGUUCAAAUGUCCUUUCUGUAGCUAUGCCUGUAGAAGAAGGGAUGCCCUCACAGGACACCUCAGGACCCACUCUGUGGGUAAACCUCACAAGUGCAACUACUGUGGACGAAGCUACAAGCAGCGCAGUUCACUGGAGGAGCACAAGGAACGCUGCCACAACUAUCUCCAGAAUGUCAGCAUGGAGGCUGCCGGGCAGGUCAUGAGUCACCAUGUACCUCCUAUGGAAGAUUGUAAGGAACAAGAGCCUAUUAUGGACAACAAUAUUUCUCUGGUGCCUUUUGAAAGACCUGCUGUCAUAGAGAAGCUCACAGGGAAUAUGGGAAAACGUAAAAGCUCCACUCCACAAAAGUUUGUGGGAGAGAAGAUCAUGCGAUUCAGCUACCCAGACAUUCACUUUGAUAUGAACUUAACAUAUGAGAAGGAGGCUGAGCUGAUGCAGUCUCAUAUGAUGGACCAAGCCAUCAACAAUGCAAUCACCUACCUUGGAGCUGAGGCCCUUCACCCUCUGAUGCAGCACCCGCCAAGCACAAUCGCGGAGGUGGCCCCGGUUAUAAGCUCAGCUUAUUCUCAGGUCUAUCAUCCAAAUAGGAUAGAAAGACCCAUUAGCAGGGAAACCUCCGAUAGUCAUGAAAACAACAUGGAUGGCCCUAUCUCUCUCAUCAGACCAAAGAGUCGACCCCAGGAAAGAGAGGCCUCUCCCAGCAAUAGCUGCCUAGAUUCUACUGACUCAGAAAGCAGCCAUGAUGACCACCAGUCUUACCAAGGAAACCCUGCCUUAAAUCCCAAGAGGAAACAAAGCCCAGCUUACAUGAAGGAGGAUGUCAAGGCUUUGGAUACCACCAAGGCUCCUAAGGGCUCACUGAAGGACAUCUAUAAGGUCUUCAAUGGAGAAGGUGAACAGAUUAGAGCCUUCAAGUGUGAGCACUGCCGAGUCCUUUUCCUAGACCAUGUCAUGUACACCAUUCACAUGGGUUGCCAUGGCUACCGGGACCCACUGGAAUGCAACAUCUGUGGCUACAGAAGCCAGGACCGUUACGAGUUUUCAUCACACAUUGUUCGAGGGGAGCACACAUUCCACUAG
Molecule: messenger RNA, 1590 nt
Organism: Budorcas taxicolor (takin)
Lineage: Eukaryota; Metazoa; Chordata; Mammalia; Artiodactyla; Bovidae
Gene: IKZF2
Product: IKAROS family zinc finger 2
Exons: 7
Coding region: 10-1590 (526 amino acids)
Biological process (GO): regulation of transcription by RNA polymerase II
Molecular function (GO): RNA polymerase II cis-regulatory region sequence-specific DNA binding; DNA-binding transcription factor activity
Source: RefSeq, a predicted model, not a curated record